Molecule: messenger RNA, 2212 nt
Organism: Schizosaccharomyces japonicus yFS275
Lineage: Eukaryota; Fungi; Ascomycota; Schizosaccharomycetes; Schizosaccharomycetales; Schizosaccharomycetaceae
Product: glucose-6-phosphate isomerase
Exons: 1
Coding region: 383-2035 (550 amino acids)
Biological process (GO): canonical glycolysis; gluconeogenesis; glycolytic process
Cellular component (GO): mitochondrion; cytoplasm
Molecular function (GO): carbohydrate derivative binding; racemase and epimerase activity, acting on carbohydrates and derivatives; glucose-6-phosphate isomerase activity
Source: RefSeq, a predicted model, not a curated record
GUUAGAGGAUGCAGCGGCUGCAGUAUGCAGAUUGUUCGUCUUUGUCGUCUCGGCUCACGGUCCGUCCGCCGCCUGCUAGUGUUCUUUUCCGUUCUUUCCUUUCUAUGUCCCGUUACCCACCGUCAUCACCCACACCAACUGCAGGUCCGACCAACUCUCCGCGUCUGCACCCUGACGUGCAUGUUGGAGUAUAAUGACGCAAGUUCGGUCGGAAAAUCCUACUCCUCGUCACGUGACGGUAUUUUCCCGGACUAUAUAAACAAAGGACACGUCCCCUCGGACACACCUGAAACGUUAACCCUACCUUUUACAGCCGCACAUACUUUUUGGGAGUUUCGUGCGUAAAGAUUCGGUUGCCGUCGUAGUCAUACAUUCCUUAACGAUGUCUUUUAACCUUGCUUCUUCCCUGCCUGCCUGGAAGGCCCUUAAGGCCCACCACGAGAGCGUUGGCUCCAAGCUUAUUUUGAAGGACUUGUUCGCUCAAGACCCCAAGCGUUUUGAGAAGUUCUCCCUUAAGUUUGAGGGUUUGGCUGCCGAGGAGGGUCCUAUCCUUUUCGAUUUCUCCAAGAACUUGGUCACUGAGGAGACCAUCAAGUUGCUCGUUGACCUCGCCAAGGAGGCCAACGUUGAGAAGCUCCGUGAUGCUCUUUUUGCCGGUGAGCACAUCAACUUCACUGAGGACCGUGCUGUCUAUCACCCUGCCCUCCGUAACUUGUCUGACAAGCCCAUGAGUGUCAACGGUGUUGAUGUCAUGCCCGGUGUUCGCAGCGUCCUCGCUCACAUGAAGGAGUUCUCCGAGGCCGUUCGCAGCGGUGCCUGGACCGGUUACACUGGCAAGGCUAUCAAGUCCAUUGUCAACGUCGGUAUUGGUGGUUCCGACUUGGGUCCCGUUAUGGUCACUGAGGCCUUGAAGCCUUACGCCAAGCGCGACUUGGAGAUGCACUUCGUCUCCAACAUUGACGGUACUCACAUGGCUGAGGCUCUUCGCAAGUGCGACCCCGAGACCACUCUUUUCCUCAUCGCCUCCAAGACCUUCACCACUGCUGAGACCUGCACCAACGCCAACUCUGCUAAGUCUUGGUUCCUUGAGAAGGCCGGCAACCCCGAGUACAUUGCCAAGCACUUUGUUGCUCUUUCUACCAACGAGACUGAGGUUGUCAAGUUCGGCAUUGACGCUAAGAACAUGUUUGGCUUCAGCGACUGGGUCGGUGGCCGUUACUCUGUCUGGAGUGCCAUCGGUUUGAGCGUUGCCUUGUACAUUGGUUACGAGAACUUUGAGGCUUUCCUCUCUGGUGCUCACGCCAUGGACAAGUACUUCUGCGAGACUCCCUUGGAGAAGAACAUUCCCGCUUUGGCCGGUCUGUUGAGUGUUUGGUACUCUGACUUCUUCGGUGCUCAAACCCAACUUGUCGCUCCUUACGACCAAUACCUCCACCGUUUCCCUGCUUACUUGCAACAAUUGAGCAUGGAGUCCAACGGUAAGGCCAUCACCCGCACUGGUGACAUGGUUGACUACACCACUGGUAAGAUUCUCUGGGGUGAGCCCGGUACCAACUCUCAACACUCUUUCUUCCAACUUCUUCACCAAGGUACCAAGCUUAUUCCCGCCGAUUUCUUGAUUCCUUUGGAGUCCCACAACCCCAUUGAUGGUAACAAGCAUCAUCGCAUGCUUUUCUCCAACUUCGUUGCUCAAACUGAGGCUUUGAUGUUGGGUAAGACCCCUGCCGAGGUUAAGGCUGAGGGUGCUGCCGAUGACCUUGUUCCUCACAAGACCUUCGUUGGUAACCGCCCCACCACCUCCAUUGUUGCCAAGAAGAUCUCUCCUGCCACCUUGGGUGCUUUGAUUGCCUACUACGAAUGGGUUACCUUCACUGAGGGUGCUAUCUGGAACAUCAACUCCUUCGACCAAUUCGGUGUCGAACUUGGCAAGCAAUUGGCCAAGAACGUCUUGAAGCAACUCGAGACUGAGGGCCCCGUUGACAACCACGAUGCCAGCACUAACGCUUUGGUCAACUUGUUCAAGUCUGGCUUCUAAGCUGCCUAAGGCCAUUGGCUUUUAUGAAACGUCAUGUUUGUUUUGCUCGUUAAUUUGGGCAAGAAAUGUAUGCAAGCGUGAGCAUUUAGACCCUUGUUUAAUUUUGUUCACACUCCUAGCUGAUAUGCAGCCAAUAGACACAAACGCAUUAACUGCACGUUGAGGAUGGUUCAUUUG